GAGCGCAUUCCAGCACACGUCCGGCACGAUGUGAAGCCAACGUGCGUCGCAUCAAGCACGCAUCGACAUGAUGGCGCAACAAACAACAACGGUAAAUAGAUUGGGAUUACAGCAUGUCCAUAAUGUCCAUGGCGUCGUCCUCGUCGUCGUCGAGAAACCACUCGCCGUGCGUCAAGUUGCCUGCCAACCGCGGCUGCGUUUGCACGACACCUCCUUCGUCGUCGACAUCCAUGUCGACAUCCAUCGCAUCGUCGUCGUCAUCGUCACGUUCCUGGCCUUCCGGAAUGGUGAACGGGGGAAGCAUAUACCGUCUCAGCGGGGAAGGAAGAGCGGACGGCGAGUUGUACAGCACCAUGGUACCAAGGGACGGGUCGCGGGGUAGUGGGGAUGGCGUGUCCUUCAUCUGCCGCCUAUGCAUCUCGUCAAUGGAUGUCGUGAAGACGAGCACAGUGUCGAGUACAUGUAUUCUGAGUAGAGACUGUAUCGAUUUCGCCUCGGAUAGAGGUAUUGCCGCGGUCCGUUUGACGAGAUGAACGUGGACGCGUUGGGUUUCUCCGACGAUGUUGUCGAGUUGGUGGAAUUCAUGGAGAUGCAAAGGUUUUCUAGCAAAUCCACGAGCGCUUUCUUGUUUGGAGGCAUUUCACGGGUGAUGUCGUCGUCGUCGCUUGCAUGACGCCGCCGGACGCCCCGCCGAGGAAGUGGCCGCUGCAUCAUCGUGCUUGACGCUCGUUUCUUC
Messenger RNA from Aphanomyces invadans, 736 nucleotides. RefSeq lists its product as hypothetical. Bases 114 to 533 code for a protein of 139 amino acids. The transcript has a single exon. Lineage: Eukaryota; Oomycota; Saprolegniomycetes; Saprolegniales; Verrucalvaceae. The record is from RefSeq and is a predicted model, not a curated record.